CCAUCCCCAAAAAUACCAAUUGACUUGUCGUUUACACAUACACAUACACUGUGGAUUAUCCAUAGCCAACGAAACCAGAGGCCCCUCACCCCUUGCUGUCUGCGCCACAAAUCCCCAGACCCUCCAUCUUCAUCUUCAUCUUCAUCUUCACGUCACGUGCCGUGUUGAAUCGGAACCACCUUUAUUGCAGACAGACCAUGGUGGUGCCGACGGUGAUGCUCAUCACUCACUUCAUCACAACGACACUAGUUUGCUUCUCUUGAUAUCAAUUGAUUGAUUUAUAAUGGAAGCCGCACAGGGACGUCGUUUGUCCGUCAUCGCUUCUCAUCUUCGCCAAAUUCCCAUUCCACCAACUACGACCAAUGUUUCUUCAUCUAUUGUCUCGCCCUCUCAUUGCAAUUCCUCAGAUUCUGAGAAGCUGCGCAAUCUCGAGGCUGAUUGUGUUUUCUGUAAGAUUAUUCGAGGCGACGCACCUGCUUUAAAGCUAUACGAAGAUGAUACAUGCCUAUGCUUUUUGGAUACAAAUCCCGUUAGCCCUGGGCACUGUCUUAUUAUUCCAAGAAGCCAUUUUCCAUUUCUGGUAGCAACUCCUCCAUCUGUGGUAGCUGCCAUGUGCUCCAAAGUCCCUUAUAUUAGCAAGGCAGUUAUGAAAGCCACUGGUUCUGAUUCUUUCAACUUGUUGGUGAACAAUGGCGUGGACGCAGGCCAAGUUAUAUUUCAUACACACAUUCAUAUAAUACCUCGUAGGGCACGGGAUUGCUUAUGGGCUUCUGAGAGCUUGAAGAGGCAUCCAUUGAAGAUAACACUAGUAAAGAUCAUGGUGGAACCACUCUCAUUGGAAGCUGAUAUCAGAAUCAUCUCCACCGGAAACCAUCGUCUAUUGCCGUUGACUACCAUUGCCAACCAUCGACUACCAUCAAAAGCCACCGCUUCUCUUUCAUAG
Lactuca virosa is the source of this 943-nucleotide messenger RNA. NCBI's taxonomy places the organism in Eukaryota, Viridiplantae, Streptophyta, Magnoliopsida, Asterales, Asteraceae. The record is from the annotation of a GenBank genome assembly.